Messenger RNA from Hyaloscypha bicolor E, 1389 nucleotides. RefSeq lists its product as uncharacterized. The transcript is spliced from 4 exons. Lineage: Eukaryota; Fungi; Ascomycota; Leotiomycetes; Helotiales; Hyaloscyphaceae. The coding region runs from base 1 to 1389 and encodes 462 amino acids. The record is from RefSeq and is a predicted model, not a curated record.
AUGGCCUGGCAGGCUCCGAUUGGGAAACCAGCUACGCCGUCUCCACCAGCCAACCAGCAGCCUAUCAAAUCUCCCAUCAACAACCGCGAGCAGUUGGCGCAGAAAUCUAAAGGUGAACUCAAGCUCGCACUUGAGAAGCUGUCCAUGAAGAAGAAAGAGCUCCGAGAGAAGCAGACUGUGAAACGAACUUCGCUGGAGGAUGAUUUGAGCUACAUGGACAAUUUGCACACUUCAAAUCCAGGCCUUUCGGCAUUGCCAAACAAAUACUCUUCUGAUUUGCAGAAACAAUCUUCUAGGGAAACAAGCAGGCUGCAGUUCGAUGGUAACUUCCAAGAGAGGAAUACCAUCAACCGAAACGAUGGCACCAAUGAAGGAUUGAAGCAGAGUUCUGGGGUGGGAAUCAAGCCUGAAACCAAGAGAGAGGUCAGAAUCAAGCUUGAAGAGGUCGCGGAGCCAUCUUUGGGUCGGCAAAAUGUCCUGGAAGGCUCACAUCAAAGAGCUUUGAUUGAUGACCUCGAGAAAUACGUUCAAACUCAGGGCCAAGUUCAUGUGCCACCAGCAGACAAUUUUCUCGAGACAAGCCUCAAGAGAUUGAAACUUCCACCACAACAGGAAUUGAGCGUCCCAGAACCUACCAUUCCGAGCCGCGAUGCCUCUCCUACACCUGCGAGUAACGUCGAUAAGUUCAAGUGGUCUAAGAUUAGGGAUCCGAUGGAUUCUCUGGUCAACUCCUCCUUCACCAAUCAAGUCUCAGACAGUGCAAUUAAUAAUCCUACUCCUUUGGGAAAGAUCCUGAGCCAUAGCAAUAAACAGGUGAUGGCCGUCUGGCCUCUAGUCAACGACGUCCCAACUGGUCCUCAUACUUGGGCAAACCGUCCAUCUUUGGCGAAACCAGAGAGGGAUGGUUUGACUUUGAAUGGUCCAAAUCAUCUGUCUUCUUGUGAAACUCUCGAGGAACAUCCAGACAAGGAUACCCUCACCAGAGAGCAAACAGUAGAGAAGAAGACCCCCUCAGUAGCCGGAUCUUCCAAAGCAUCGGUAGCCUCAUCCUUCGAACCAGACUGGUGCUUGAGAUAUGCGAGCAUGGAGGAACAUCAAAACCUUCUUCGCUCAGUCGACGAGGAGAAAUACCAAGCGCGCCUGAACGGAAGCUACCUGCCACCCAAGAUUCCGGAACAUUGCUUCGCAGACCCAGAUUGGCUUCCGUAUCACUGUUUCACCUGCGACCAGACCAGGAACACUUGUAACGGACUCAAGACCCACCUGCGACUGCGACACUCUACCAUCAUGGUGGACAAGGACGACUUCCGAAAAAGGCUGGGAGAUCACGAGAGACGAGAAUUGACGCUGCAUAUCGUGCCGGUAGUUGUGUUACUUCGAGACUCUUGA